GCGCGGGGGCCACUCGCCGCCGAGGGGAGUCCGCAGAGCGGCGGCUCGUUCCGCCGCUGAGGGGAUCCGUUUGUCUCCGCAGGCAGCCGCGCCCCGCCCCGCCAUGGGCUCCGAGAAGGACUCCGAGUCCCCCCGCUCCUCCUCCAUCCACGCGGCCGCCCCCCAGUGCCCCAAGCCCGGCGGCCGCCGCCGCCGCCGCCUCUCCUUCCAGAGCGUCUUCUCCGCCGCCGCCGCCUCGGCCUCCGGCGGGGUGCGGGGCCGCCGCCGGGCCAAGGCCGAGCCGCCGCCGCCCCCCGCCCCGGCUCUCCCGCCAGCCGCCCCGCCGGCGGAGGCGGCCCCGGCCGAGCCCCAGGCGGCGGCGGCGGCGGAGGCGGCCCCGGCCGAGCCCCAGGCGGCGGCGGCGGCGGCGGAGCUGGAGUGCCCGCUGUGCCUGGUGCGGCAGCCGGCGGAGAACGCGCCGCGCCUGCUCUCCUGCCCGCACCGCUCCUGCCGCGCCUGCCUCCGCCAGUACCUGCGCAUCGAGAUCACCGAGUCCCGCGUCAACAUCUGCUGCCCCGAGUGCAGCGAGCGCCUCAACCCCGCCGACAUCCGCCUGCUGCUCAGCGACUCGCCGCGCCUCGUCGCCAAGUACGAGGAGUUCAUGCUGCGCCGCUGCCUGGCCGCCGACCCCGACUGCCGCUGGUGCCCGGCCCCCGACUGCGGUUACGCUGUUAUUGCCUAUGGCUGUGCCAGCUGCCCCAAGCUGACUUGUGAGAGGGAAGGCUGUCAGACUGAGUUCUGCUAUCACUGCAAACAGAUAUGGCAUCCAAACCAGACCUGCGAUAUGGCCCGUCAGCAAAGGGCUCAGACGCUGCGGGUACGGACUAAGCACGCCUCAGGCCUCAGUUAUGGACAGGAAUCUGGACUGGCCGAUGACAUCAAGCCAUGUCCACGUUGCAGUGCUUACAUUAUCAAGAUGAAUGAUGGGAGCUGUAAUCACAUGACUUGCGCAGUGUGUGGCUGUGAAUUCUGCUGGCUGUGUAUGAAGGAGAUCUCAGAUCUGCAUUACCUCAGUCCCUCUGGUUGCACGUUCUGGGGCAAGAAGCCGUGGAGUCGCAAGAAGAAAAUUCUCUGGCAGCUGGGCACAUUGAUUGGUGCCCCUGUAGGCAUUUCCCUCAUUGCUGGCAUUGCCAUUCCUGCCAUGGUCAUUGGCAUCCCAGUGUACGUUGGGAGAAAGAUCCACAGCCGUUAUGAGGGAAAGAAGACAUCUAAGCACAAGAGGAACUUGGCCAUCACCGGUGGGGUCACCUUGUCUGUCAUUGCAUCCCCAGUUAUUGCUGCUGUCAGUGUUGGUAUUGGAGUCCCCAUCAUGCUGGCCUAUGUCUAUGGUGUUGUGCCAAUUUCUCUCUGCCGAGGAGGUGGCUGUGGAGUCAGCACAGCCAAUGGGAAGGGAGUGAAAAUAGAGUUUGACGAAGAUGAUGGACCCAUUACAGUGGCAGAUGCUUGGCGAGCUCUGAAGAACCCUAGUAUUGGUGAGAGCAGCAUCGAGGGACUAACUAGUGUGUUGAGCACCAGUGGGAGCCCCACGGAUGGGCUCAGUGUCAUGCAGGGCAACUACAGUGAGACAGCCAGCUUUGCUGCCCUUUCUGGUGGUACCCUGAGCGGUGGAGUCCUCUCGGGCGGAAAGGGAAAGUACAGCAGGUUGGAAGUGCAAGCAGAUGUACAGAAGGAGAUUUUCCCCAAGGACUCAGUCAGUCUCGGAGCAAUUAGUGACAAUGCCAGCACUCGGGCUAUGGCUGGUUCCAUCAUCAGUUCAUACAACCCACAAGACAGAGAGUGUAAUAACAUGGAGAUCCAAGUGGACAUAGAGGCCAAACCUAGUCGCUACCAACUAGUUAGUGGCAGCAGCACAGAGGACUCUCUCCACGUCCACACCCAGAUGGCAGAAAACGAGGAGGAGCAGGAGCAGACAUUCAAACACCAAAGUUGUGAGCAGAAAGACUGCAUUGCCAGCAAAACCUGGGACAUCACCCUGGCGCAGCCAGAGAGCAUACGGAGUGACCUGGAGAGCUCCGACAGCCAGUCAGAUGAUGUGCCAGACAUUACCUCGGAUGAGUGUGAUUCCCCCCACCCUCAGACUAUAGCCUGCCCACAGACCCCAAAAGCCAGAGGUGCUGAGAGCCCAAGUGCCCAUCUGAGCCAGUGUGCCCAAGAAGAAGGGCAUAGGCCAGAGGAAAUAGUCUCUAAACUGGAAUGCAUUGAAGCCAGAGUAUGAAGUUGCCUCCUCCAGAGAAGCACGCUUACAGUCACUGCAUCCUUUGUAGAGGGUUGUGUCCUUUGUUAGCUUCUGUUUCUGAUUCUCUGGCCAGCUUCCCUGGUCUGACCCUGAGGGGAAAGAUGCCAUUUCUUACAUGAUUAAAAAAAAAAAAAAAUCCCCCGCCAUCAUUUUUAAUUUAUUGGUUCAAGCGCUCUGAAAGAUGUCUGAGUGUACAUAUGUAUGUGUGCAUAUACUGUGUCUGCAAAAAUACAAUUAAAGAAUUGUUUUAAUAAAGAUUUCUGUUGUAAUUCGA
Molecule: messenger RNA, 2549 nt
Organism: Dermochelys coriacea (leatherback sea turtle)
Lineage: Eukaryota; Metazoa; Chordata; Testudines; Dermochelyidae
Gene: RNF19B
Product: ring finger protein 19B
Exons: 9
Coding region: 104-2254 (716 amino acids)
Biological process (GO): protein polyubiquitination; positive regulation of proteasomal ubiquitin-dependent protein catabolic process; ubiquitin-dependent protein catabolic process
Cellular component (GO): cytoplasm; ubiquitin ligase complex
Molecular function (GO): ubiquitin conjugating enzyme binding; zinc ion binding; ubiquitin protein ligase activity
Source: RefSeq, a predicted model, not a curated record